AUGGUUCUUACUGCAAAAUACAGACCUAACGCAUUGGAUUCUUUAAUUACCUUAUUUUCGAAGCUAAUCGAAAACGAUGGACCAGACAAUUGUCUCAGAUUUCUCAAAAAUGAUGUCACAAAGACAAUAUUCAGAUCAAUGUACGUCGGAAAACCAUUUCCAGGCGAAUCAUCUAACUUCGCUUUUUUAUUUGAAUCAAUGAACAAUGGAAUAUACACUCCGGAUGAGAUCACAGAUAAAAUUCGAACAUUUCACUUUAACAAUCCUAAGUUUUAUCGCACUUCUGCAUGGUUAUUUGCAUGGUUUGCCCCAGAGAUUUUUCAUUCGGAUCAAAAAUUUUAUGAUCAGAUCAAAAAACAUACAAUACCUACAUAUAAAGAAAUAGAACGAUAUGCAAAAGCAAUUAAGAAGUUUAUUGACAAAUUUGAUGACUAUUCAGAGAAUGAUUUUGCAUUAUUGAGAACAGCUAGGCUCCAAUCGCAGCAUCGGACUACAUUGUUAUCAAUUAUUAAACGCGAUAACGUUGAAGGCCUGAUAAAUUAUUUUUCAUUUCCUAUGAAUAAUAUUUUUUCUCGUCUUGAGCCAUCGUUGUAUUGUCCUAAUCCAUUUAUUCAAUAUAAGCCAUCAUUCAACAUGGUUGCUGCUUUUUACGGAUCUAUCAAUGCAUUCAAAUAUUUUUGUGGAAAUGAUUUAUCUCACGACCAACUUGACAAUAAGCUCUCCAAUUUAGCACAGUUCGCAGUAGCAGGAGGUUGUAUGGAGAUUAUUCGCAUGUGCGAGGACAUUGGCUGUUCUUUUACAAUGACCGCUCAUAUCGCAGCUCUUUACCAUCGAAUUGACAUCUUAAAAUGGUUGCACGAGAAGUAUAACUUAGAUCUGAAUGCAUUUGAUAGCAUGGGAUAUAUUGUUCUCCAUAGAAGUGCUGAAGGAAAUUGUAUUUCUGCAAUAAAAUAA
Trichomonas vaginalis G3 is the source of this 954-nucleotide messenger RNA. RefSeq names its product spectrin binding. Bases 1 to 954 code for a protein of 317 amino acids. The transcript has a single exon. Lineage: Eukaryota; Parabasalia; Trichomonadida; Trichomonadidae. The record is from RefSeq and is a predicted model, not a curated record.